GAGUCAAAGCAUUUCCACAUUCUACUAGGGAGAGUCAAAAACCCAGAGAACACAUCAGUACAUUACACUCCCGUUUUCCUUCGCUUAAACAAACCUCUGCCUGCAAAAUCCCCCAGUUUUAAAACCCUAAAUAAACCCCCACCGAUAAGAUGCCGGCGCCGGCGGCACCAAAUUCCGACGACCAAUUAUCUCUCUUCUCACCACCUCCAUCUUCUCCAAAACAACCCAUAAUCUACCCUCUUCACCAUUCUCUCUCCUCCCCAGUUUCUCGCAUCGCCAUUAGCUGGUCCCGCGGCAACACUCUUCGACUCUCUCUUCUCCCUCAACCCUCCUCCAAUGGCGGAAUAGAAGUAAAUGAUGGUGAUGAUUCUUCCGGUGGUAGUGUGGUGGAGGUGAAGCUAUCCGCCGGCAAUGGCGGAAUUGACGAUGAUGCGCAGUGGAGGAGGAUCGUAUAUGGCUCCGUUGCUCCUUUUGCGAUGUUUCAGAGCCGAAAGAAUUCGGCUUUCUCUUUUUCCAAGCUUCCGGUUGGAGCUUUAUCCAAUGUUGAUUGGUGGGAGUAUGUCAUGGAGUACAGCAAGGAGAUAAACUCACUUCUCGGUACAACAAAGUCAAUGGCUAGUUCAAUUGUUGAUGACCCAAGAAGAAUUCUGAUGGUAGAUGAGGAGCCAACAAGUUUAAAAGCUGCAUGGGAGCUAUUGGAAAUUUUUUAUGCAGACAAACAGUCUCAAGCUUGGCUACCUGAACGUCUUGUGGAUUGGCUAGCUGACUAUGAUAGCCUAUUUUCUGAAACUCAGUUUACGGUGUACUCAAAACUUGUGGAUUUGCAGCAACGUCUUUUGAACAUGCAGACGAUUGAGGAUGAUCAAAAGUACUGGGAUUGUUUAUCGUCAGCGCUAGCUCUUGGCUGGUUGGAUAUUGUGGUUAAAUUGUUGCGUCUACAUGGGUCUUAUCAACUUGAUCAGCUUAGCAGGCGUGAGACAGAGAAUGGGCUUGUGGAAGCAGUAGUUGUUCUUGUUUCAAAAAUGCCACGUCUACGUCCUGAACUACAAGCUGGAAGAUUGGGGGAAUGCUAUAAAAAUAAGACUGACUUCAUCAAGGGUUGGGAAACAUGGCGUGCACGAGUUACUAAGCUGGAGUGUAGUGGUUACUGGGUUCAGUGCGGCCACCAGAAAACCAGGGAGGGUUUGAGAAAAAUUCUACAGAUUAUGCUGGGAAACACUGAACAUCUUUCUGCUACAACAUGUCAUUGGGUUGAACUUUACAUAGCUCACUUUAUAUACAUCAGGCCCUUCACAGUGGGGUUCGAAAGUUUGUACAGCCAAGCUCAGAAAUGCAUCCAGCUGAAGCCUGUAUCUCAUCCUCAUAGCUUGAUGGGACUUAUGGUUGGAAUUCUUGGAGAAAAUACUGAGGUUGUCUUAGCAGAAUGCUCUAGAGCUUUUGGCCCAUGGAUGGUGACCCAUGCCAUUGAGUUGUUGACUGCUGGAAAUGAUCAGUCAGAAAUUCUUUUGCAUGAAGUGCGCCAGAAUCUAGGAGGAGUUAGUAUUGAGGAGCUCCAUCGACUUGUUUAUGCUCAAGUUCUUGCCUCUAAUCAAUUAACAUGGCAGAUUGCUCCAGUAUAUUUGACAUCUUGCAGGCCGGGAAUGGGAAUGUUAGAGAUUUUACUGUACAGGCAACCUGUACACUUAAAGCAAGGAUUGCUCAAAAACCUAGAGAUCUGCCGUUUGUAUGAACUUGAUACUGUCAGUUCAAACAUCAUGAAGAUUGCUGGUGUACAUCACUGGAAGCAUGGUCGAAAGGGUUCUGGUAUCUUUUGGCUUCAACAAGCUCAGGAUGAAAUUCGUCUCAAUAAAAUUGCUCAACAGCUGUUUGAUUUUGUUGGGAAAUCAGUAUCUGAAGAGAGCUUCAAGCAAUGGGAAGGAUUGAUUGAAUUAUUAGGCUCUGACACAAGAACUGCUGGGGGUCUAGAGUUUCUGCACAAGUACAGAGAUUUCAAAAGAUCCCUGCAGCAAGUUGUUGAUGGGAAGGCUACUGAUGCUGCAAGGCAAGCUGUGGAAUCCCUCAUUCUGCUCAUGAAGAACCCAUCUACGCCUCAGCAAUUCUGGUUACCUCUUCUUCAUGACUCGUUGAAGCUACUCACAUGGCGGGAGGGUCCCCUUCUUGAUGUCGCACAGACCAACCUAUUACUGAAUAAGCUCCAAGAGUUGUCCAUGGCAAGGAUGCGCCCUGAUUAUGUUGAAGCUGACUUGCCAACCCAAGCCUUGAGUACUGUCCGGUUGGCUCUUGCUACAAAUCUUGGGCGUGCUAUUCUUGAAGAACAGUGACAUUUUGUGCAAUUUUGGGUCUAUUCAGCUGUGUAUCACAGCUUUCCCGUCAUUGGUUUGGGAAUUAUUGACAUGGAGCCAUUCACGAAGAUCAACCAGGUGCACAGUAGAGUCUUAUAUUUUUAAAGAGGUGACCCCCGUAUUUUAAACACAGUUGCUGCCGCACUUAACCGCUUUAUCCUCUUUGAAGUAUUAUGUUAGUGAUGAGCCAACAAAUACUUAAAUGGUACUCAUACCAGAUAAUCAUACUCAAUUAACUGAGUAAUGGCUAAUCAGAUAUAUUUUAUACCCCUCUUGAGCACCUUGGUAAGAGAUGUAGCAGCAUUUCAUGGUGAGUGGUGACAAGAUUGGAGCUGUUAAGAGAUGUAUUAUAGUUAGUGGCUAUAGUGAAGAUUUAUGUAAAACACACUCUGCACUAUGCCUUCAUACUCUGUAUGAGAUAUAAGUUCUGGUAAUAUUUAUAUUGGCUUACCUUUA
Molecule: messenger RNA, 2798 nt
Organism: Spinacia oleracea (spinach)
Lineage: Eukaryota; Viridiplantae; Streptophyta; Magnoliopsida; Caryophyllales; Amaranthaceae
Product: nuclear pore complex protein NUP85
Exons: 18
Coding region: 150-2321 (723 amino acids)
Biological process (GO): protein import into nucleus; positive regulation of DNA-templated transcription; mRNA export from nucleus
Cellular component (GO): nuclear pore outer ring
Molecular function (GO): structural constituent of nuclear pore
Source: RefSeq, a predicted model, not a curated record